Molecule: messenger RNA, 5041 nt
Organism: Microcebus murinus (gray mouse lemur)
Lineage: Eukaryota; Metazoa; Chordata; Mammalia; Primates; Cheirogaleidae
Gene: NCAM2
Product: neural cell adhesion molecule 2
Biological process (GO): cell adhesion
Cellular component (GO): neuron projection; membrane
Molecular function (GO): protein binding
Source: RefSeq, a predicted model, not a curated record
GCCGCGGCGGCCGCUGCUGCUGCUGCUGCUGCUUCUGCCGCCGCUGCCGCCGCCGCUGCCUGGAUAUAGUGCGGCAAGAGCGGAGCUUGCAGUCACUUUGCGAGGAGGAGCGCGCGGGCUGCGGGCGGCUGGGGCACCCCGGGAGCGGCGGCGGCUCUAGCAGAGGCGGCCAGGGCAGCGGAAGGUUCUCUCUCUCCAGGGCUGGACUUAAUAACUUUGAAACUGUCCACCGGUGUCACGUCCUGAACAUGAGCCUCCUCCUCUCCUUCUACCUGCUCGGGUUGCUUGUCAGUAGCGGGCAAGCUCUUCUUCAAGUGACAAUUUCACUGAGCAAAGUAGAGCUUAGUGUGGGAGAAUCUAAAUUCUUCACAUGUACAGCAAUUGGUGAACCUGAGAGUAUAGACUGGUAUAAUCCUCAAGGAGAGAAGAUAAUUUCAACCCAGAGGGUAGUGGUGCAAAAGGAAGGCGUUAGGUCACGACUAACCAUUUACAAUGCAAAUAUAGAAGAUGCAGGGAUAUAUCGUUGUCAAGCAACAGAUGCCAAAGGACAGACACAAGAAGCUACAGUAGUUUUGGAAAUUUACCAAAAACUCACUUUCAGAGAAGUGGUAUCUCCACAAGAAUUCAAACAAGGAGAGGAUGCAGAAGUUGUUUGCCGAGUUAGCAGCUCACCUGCUCCUGCUGUCAGCUGGUUGUAUCAUAAUGAGGAAGUCACCACUAUUUCCGACAACCGGUUCGCUAUGUUAGCAAACAAUAAUCUGCAGAUUCUCAACAUCAAUAAGAGUGAUGAAGGUAUAUACAGGUGUGAAGGAAGAGUGGAAGCCAGGGGAGAAAUUGACUUUCGUGAUAUCAUUGUUAUUGUUAAUGUGCCGCCGGCAAUCACGAUGCCUCAGAAAUCCUUUAAUGCCACAGCAGAGAGAGGAGAAGAGAUGACAUUUUUCUGUAGGGCCUCGGGCUCUCCUGAACCCUCCAUUUCCUGGUACAGGAAUGGCAAGCUCAUUGAAGAAAAUGAAAAGUACAUGUUGAAAGGAAGCAAUACAGAACUCACUGUCAGAAACAUAAUCAAUAGCGAUGGGGGCCCUUAUGUCUGCAGGGCCACAAACAAGGCAGGAGAAGAUGAAAAACAGGCAUUCCUUCAAGUCUUUGUACAGCCUCACAUAAUACAGCUUAAAAAUGAGACAACGUACGAGAAUGGUCAAGUCACACUCAUAUGUGAUGCGGAAGGGGAGCCUAUUCCAGAAAUCACUUGGAAAAGAGCUAUGGAUGGCAUCACAUUUUCUGAAGGCGAUAAGAGCCCAGAUGGCCGUAUUGAAGUCAAAGGGCAGCAUGGAAGCUCAUCACUGCAUAUUAAAGAUGUGAAGUUGUCAGAUUCAGGGAGAUAUGACUGUGAAGCUGCAAGUAGAAUUGGAGGGCACCAAAAGAGCAUGUACCUUGAUAUUGAAUAUGCUCCCAAGUUUACAUCAAACCAAACAAUUUAUUACUCUUGGGAAGGAAAUCCUAUCAAUAUAAGUUGUGAUGUGAAAUCAAACCCACCAGCAUCAAUCCACUGGAGAAAAGAAAAAUUAGUCUUACCUGCUAAAAACACCACCAAUUUAAAGACAUACAGUAUAGGAAAAAAGAUGAUAUUAGAGAUUGCACCUACAUCUGACAAUGAUUUUGGACGAUAUAAUUGCACAGCCACUAACCGCAUAGGAACAAGAUUUCAAGAAUAUAUUCUUGCUUUGGCUGAUGUGCCAUCCAGUCCCUAUGGAGUGAAGGUUAUAGAGCUGUCACAGACCACAGCCAAGGUUUCUUUCAACAAACCGGACUCCCAUGGAGGUGUGCCUAUUCAUCACUAUCAGGUGGAUGUCAAAGAAGUGGCGUCAGAAAUCUGGAAAAUAGUACGCUCCCAUGGAGUUCAAACAAUGGUUGUUUUGAGCAACCUGGAACCAAAUACAACUUAUGAAAUCAGGGUUGCAGCUGUAAAUGGAAAAGGACAAGGAGACUACAGUAAAAUAGAAAUUUUCCAAACAUUACCAGUCCGUGAGCCAAGUCCUCCAUCCAUACAUGGACAGCCAAGCAGUGGGAAGAGCUUUAAACUCAGCAUCACCAAACAGGAUGAUGGAGGGGCCCCUAUCUUGGAAUACAUAGUGAAAUAUAGAAGUAAAGAUAAGGAAGACCAAUGGCUAGAGAAAAAAGUUCAGGGAAAUAAAGAUCACAUAAUUUUGGAGCAUCUACAGUGGACAAUGGGAUAUGAAGUUCAAAUUACAGCUGCCAACAGAUUGGGAUAUUCUGAACCAACAGUUUAUGAGUUCAGCAUGCCACCAAAGCCCAACAUUAUUAAAGACACACUUUUUAAUGGGCUUGGGCUUGGAGCAGUCAUUGGCCUUGGAGUUGCUGCACUUCUGCUAAUCCUAGUGGUAACAGAUGUCAGCUGCUUUUUUAUUCGGCAAUGCGGGUUAUUGAUGUGCAUCACCAGGAGAAUGUGUGGAAAGAAAAGUGGCUCCAGUGGCAAAAGUAAAGAACUGGAAGAAGGAAAAGCUGCGUAUCUGAAAGAUGGAUCAAAAGAACCAAUAGUGGAGAUGAGAACAGAGGAUGAAAGAAUUACUAAUCAUGAAGAUGGCAGCCCAGUAAAUGAACCAAAUGAAACCACACCACUAACAGAACCUGAAAAAUUGCCUUUAAAAGAAGAAAAUGGGAAAGAAGUUCUAAAUCCAGAAACUAUAGAAAUUAAAGUUUCUAAUGAUAUCAUCCAAUCGAAAGAAGAUGACAGCAAAGCAUAACGACAAUAUUACAACAGCUUGAACAACACUACAAAGAGCAUUUGGAUUGCAGUGACCCUAUGACCAAAACUAUUCCAUUGACCUUAAUUUCUUGGGAAACUUCUAGCUUGGAAUAGCUUGUACACAUAUACAUACGAUCAAACACUCCUGCCCAUGGUCUAUUUCCUUUUGUUGUUGUCGUUGUUGUUGUUAAUUUUGUUAAGAAUUUCAAUAUAGAGACCUGACUGGCACCAACUCUUGGGUAUUUAAUUUGAUUCUAUGGCUGACGUACUGCAAUUUGUUAUAUGGCUAAAGUGCUCUAUUUCUUAAGAACUAUAUUUCUUAAAACCAACAAAUAUAGUUCAACGUCUCUAACUAAUAGGGGCUUAAGAAAAAAAAAAAAAGAAAAAAAAGCUUUGUGAGCUACACAUGUAAAAAAAGCCCUGCAUGUUUAUGGACGUAUCUUGGGCAAAUAGAUUCCUAAAGUGGCUUUUAGCUUAAGAUGAAAGCAGUUAAUAAAGAUUAUACUUUUUAUCAGAGGAAUUUCAGGGAAUACGGGCUUGAAGGAGCCAGUGUCUUAAGCAGAUAUUAAAAAUUGAGAAGAACUUUGGAGAAUUCUUUUCAAGUUAUUAUUCAGUACAUUUUCAACAUUGAUUUUUGGUAGACAGAAGUGCCAGAUCAAAAUUGCUACCCAUUUGAAAGAAUAUACAUUGUGUGUAAAAUUAGAUUAGAAAGAUUACCUAAAUCUCUCUUUAUAUGUGUCAUAUUCAUUCAUCAUGGAUUACACAGAAAAAUAAAUGUAUUGCAAGUGAAAAUGAUAUUGAUUUCUGCCCUCAGCUUCAAAUAAAAUAAAUUGAAAUGGGAACAACAUCAAUAUGGUGUCUUGAUAUAUUUAUAAAUAUGUGAUUAUCAUUUAUUUUUAGAAUAAUUUAUCAAAAAAGUCAUUAAUAUUCCAAGACUUCAAAUCAUAUCUUCAGACACAUUUUUAGCUCAUAGUUGUAGGUAAUCUUUAAGAGCUAAUUUUCCCAUUGUUAUAGUUCCAUCAUUACAUAUAAUUGGCUAAUGGAAAUUAUAAAUUUAAGAUUGGUUAAAUUAAGAAUAAAUUAUUUAACAUUUAAAUGUAUCAUAAAAGUGUAAAUGAUAAAUAAUUGAAUUGCCACUCUGUGUUUUUUUUCUGGAUGUUUUAGCUAGAAGUCAUUUUAAGAUUUUGAUAAACAAUUUUGGUUGAAGAAAUUCCUCAAAUAUUCAAAACAAACUUUCUAAUAUCACUUGAUAGGUAGGGCCUAUACCAGAAUAAAAUAUUUAUUAACUUCCAAGCUAUGCAAGCUCCCAGAGGUAAAAACUGAAACAUGCUUUAACUUACAUAUAAAGUUUUAAAAAGUACAUAUGAUUAUAAAUACAGAUACCAAUUGGGAGCAGGUUUUAGAUUAUUUCUUAACCUAGAAAGCCAAAGGUUUCUUUAGGUCUCAUCACAUUUAGAACCUUUGGUGUUCCAGGCAUAUUAUAGCUCAGAUAUUGACUAGUUGGAGAAUGGGUUCCAGUAGAACAUUGGGGGAACUUUUAACAGUGAAGAGAUACCUGGUUUAGGAGUUUUUCUCUGUAAAGAUAAUUUAAUGAUUAUUAAAUGUAAUAUUAAUGGCACUCAUGAAUAUUUUUAUUUACAAAGUGCUUGAAAUUGUCAGCCAAGAAGAGACAAUUUUAUACCAUUUCUCAUUUUUUUUCCGGCUGACUGCAAGACAGACUAUAACCAUCUGCAUGUUAAGGCAACAAGUCACCACAGUGUCUUUGCCAUACACUGCAGUGUUAUAAUGCAGGAAUCUCUUCUUGCUAUCUGUCUGGCAGAUUCUGAUGAAAAGAACAGAAUUCCUGUGCCUACCUAGGGAUUUGAGUAGUGUCUAAGCAAAUAAACCGGUUAGGUCAUUUUAACUAACUUGAUCAUCCAACUGGUCUUUGAUAGUUUUGACUGUUGCUAUUUUAGUUUAUGUUUGUCUGAUCAUCUCUUUUGCUUUAUUUUACUGUGUUUUCAUUUGUUUUGUUUUGUAUCAAUGUACUAAAACUUGUCAAAAUACUUGAAUUAGUUUAUUUGUGCAAAGUGAAUAAGUGUAGUAAAGUGUCCGUGAAGCAAUAGCCAUGAAUGCUAAUUUUUCCUAGAUAGGGACACAUGGUUUUCAACUGAAGAUGGUGAAAGAAUUAGGAUGACUGAGAAAAUGAUUCCACAUGUUUACCAUUGUUAUAUUUGUGCUUUACUUCGAGAGUGGAGAAAUCAUAAUAAAGAAGAAAAUAUUUUUGUGUUUUCUCAA